Molecule: messenger RNA, 6302 nt
Organism: Oncorhynchus keta (chum salmon)
Lineage: Eukaryota; Metazoa; Chordata; Actinopteri; Salmoniformes; Salmonidae
Gene: ankle1
Product: ankyrin repeat and LEM domain containing 1
Exons: 10
Coding region: 255-3941 (1228 amino acids)
Molecular function (GO): protein binding; endonuclease activity
Source: RefSeq, a predicted model, not a curated record
CAUCUCGUCUGCCGGAAACGGACAGGCGGGGUUUAUGAACUUGGAGGGAACUUCAACACAAUAAACAAAGAAAGGAAAUCGAAGAUGAAAUGUGAAUUUAUCAAAAUUGCAAAACAUAAAUAAAUAAACGAAACCGAUCAAUCUCAAUUAAAUUGCAUCCGACGUGCACGAGGACUUGGGUUGCAUGCGUUUAGUUCGGUAGCUAAAGUAAAAGCUUUGAUGACCAGACGAAAUAUUGCAGAAGUACGCGAGUCAUGCAGCAUCGAAGCAAGACCAGUCUGGCAACACAGCUGUGCAAAGCUGUGAAUGACGGAGAACCAAGAACCGUGCAGAUUCUUCUCGCACAAGGAGCAAAUCCCAAUCUUGUCGGAAGUAAAGGUGUUGCUGCUGUGCAUUUGGCAGUUGGCAAAGAGACGGAGAAAAGUAUACGCUGCCUGAAGUUAAUUCUACAACAUGGGGCAGACCCCAACAUCCGGUCUUCAGAUGGCUUGACACCCCUGCACGUAGCAGCGUUAUGGGGUUGCUAUCAGAAUCUCAAACUGCUGUUAAAGAAUGGAGGGAACGCAAACUUAAAGGAUCAGGAAGGGAACAAACCAGGUGAUCUGGCACAACAACAGGACAACCGCAGAUGUGCCCACCUCCUUCAGGAGUACCAGUCUCAGUCCUUGGACACAGAGGAAGAAGAUCUGCCUCAAUUCCAAUACUCUGUUUACAAUAGCCAAGGUGACGCGUCAAGCUACACUGACUCCGAAGACUGCAGUGUUUUCUCUCACAGCAUGUCCUUGCUGAGUGACUUCGGGGAGGGUCCACUGAGUAGCACACGUCAGACCUCGUUCUUUGAACUGUCUGCUAUUAGCAACAGGCACAGUUGGAGAAGAGGAUCCCAUUCAGGGGCGUCCAACUGUAAAUCUAACCCUGAGGUGCGCCACACCAACGAGUGGGACACGGACUCUGACUGGGAGCCUCCAUCAAUGUUAUCCAGCACUCGUAUGUCCGUCGCAGGUCCCAGAGCCGCACUUCCUGUACUUCGGGAGGACGUACCACUCGCUGACUGCAGUGCGCUGCAUCCGUCUGUAAACGGGAACAGACUCUCUCCUCCUCCGGUGGACCUUCUCCCUCCUUGCUUUGCACGACGCACGAGCCGCAAGAGUGUGAGCUUCAGAGAGGAAGCGGACGAAUACUUCCCCGUUUUUAGUUCAGAAUCCCCGAGGCGGGAGCCAGGGAGUCAGGGUACUGCCUACUCUAAAGACUAUACUCUCGACUUCUCAGAAUACUCCGAGUUCCUGGAUCCAGAGCGCAUGGCCACCGUCCUACAUCACCAGGGGAUCGAUGUCACCUCCCCUGAACAUGUGUUUGUAUUCUCCAAGGAUAAUAAUGAGUGCACUGAGAUCGACAUGGAAAAAACAUUUGUUGGGCACUUCCCGUUUGAGGAAGAGGACGGAGAAGUCGUUGAGAAUCAGGUAGAAGAAGUGAAGGUCCCUGAACGAGCAUUAUGUGGCCCUGCUGGCAGCAGCAGUAGCAGCGGAGCUAGUAGGUACAGCAGCUGUGAUAGUGACCACUACAUUACGACCCUGGAGGCGUCCCCCAGGCGGGUCUCACCCUCUGAAGAGGAGCGUAAAGUGAAAAGCAGAGGUGUUGAAGACGACAAACACACACAAAAUCCUAUGACCACUAACAAUGUAGAUACUGAUGAAACUCCCAACAGCUCAGAGAGGUCAAAACCAGCCAUGGUAGAACUACCAGCCAUGGUAGAUAACCUUACAUUGACUGACAAAAUAUCUCCAAGCAAAGGUCCAGGUUGUGAAAAAAUAUUUCCAGAUGCUGUCUUAGCGGGUAAUGUUGAAGAGUUGUCAACAAGACCGACUGAAUGCACUCCCAGACCUGGACCUGGUUCUACUCCAGCAUUGGAGGAGGACCUGCCUCUGACCCCAAGUCCCUUUGUCACUGGUAGGACGCACUCGCGGCUGAGUCGCUGCUCGGUAAUUAGCGGCAAGACCCCCGAAAGCCUCCUCUCCACCUCCUCGCUGUUUGAGCAGACCUUGCCUACGCCGACACGCACACGCCGCCAAAACAUCAAGUCGCGAGGCAGCGAUAACGUCUUUUACGACACGCCAUGCGGGCGUAGUCGCACCCCAGUCUUUUCUGGAAACGGGACAGGUAGUACUUCUGGGGACUCAUUUGUCAUCUAUGAGAGCCAAGAGCCUCAAUCUAGCACUCUCAGAGCCGACAGAGGUCAAGGGUCAUAUGUCAGUGCCAGCCAAGCGGACACCCUCAUCAUCGCCAAGGACGACAGAGGUCAGGGUUCUUGUGUUAGUUCCAGCCAAGCAGACACCCUCAUCAUCGCCGAGGACGACAGAGGUCAGGGUUCUUGUGUUAGUUCCAGCCAAGCAGACACCCUCAUCAUCGCCGAGGACGACAGAGGUCAGGGAUCUUGUGUUAGUGCCAGCCAAGCGGACACCCUCAUCUCUAAAACCAUGGCUGACACAGUCAUCGUAACUCCAAGUUUAGCUGACAAAUUAUCUUUACUGGAUAAUUACUUUACUUUAAAAAAUCCUCACAAAGAGACUUUACCCACUUAUCUGAGAAAAGACGUUCUUGAAAGUUGUGAAUUUCUAACCGACGAUUUGUCCAGCUCCAGUGAUGCAGUGACCAAGGAGGGGACAGUUGGUAGCUUUGGGCCAAGAGUGGAGGAAUCCUGGACCACAGAGGAGGCCGACUCAAGCUCAUCUUUGUCAAGUUCCCAGACUCCAUCUUCAUCCAGCUCCAGUUACUUCUCUCCAAAAAGAGAUCAGCCCCCCUCAACCCCAGGCACUACCCCGCGCUACAGCAUGAGUCGACUCUCCCACUUCCACAAGCCCCAGCGGCUGGCCAACCUCUCCUACACCCCAGGCGGACGUCCUCAAAUACCAGACCUGGAGGAACCGGUGGAGUACCUCUACACGGACACGGAGCAGGGUCACGAACUGAUCGAGACCCACGUCCCACCUGCGGCCAACACCUCGCUCAGCUCCAGCAUGAGCACGUCCAGUGGCGAGGACACAGUGCUGUACGACUGGCGCUCCCUGCAGGGUGGUGGAGGAACGGUGGCCAAAGGGAAGGAGAACCAGGAGCCCGUGGUGGCUCAGGAGUGGUCAGAGACCAAAUGCCUGACGGACAAGGAGCUGAGACGCAGGCUUGUGGAGAUGGGAGAGAGUCCGGGACCCAUAAGUCAUCGUACCCGGCCAGUGUACAUGAAGAGGCUCAGGCGGCUGUUGCUGGAGCCGGACACUCAACAACAACUGCCGGACCAACCCCAAGGUCCUGCGCAGGGACACAGUCCAGAGCUGUGUGUGGCCCUGCGGACGUUGGUGCUGCCCGACUGCCAGGAGGACGAGCUGGCGCUGUGCCAGCAGUUUGACCAACCAGACCAGAACAGGAAGUGGCGGGAGGGUGUCAUCAAGUCCAGCUUCAACUACCUGCUACUGGACCCCAGAGUAACAAAGAACCUGCCGUAUCGGAGUCAUUCCAUGAGCCCUGUGGAUUGUUUUCAGACUUUCAUCAGCGCUAUAUUCUACGUGGGCAAAGGCAAACGCUCCCGACCCUACAGCCAUCUGUACGAGGCUCUAGACUACCACCGAGGAGAUAAGACUUCUAAGAAACUGUGCUCCAAGGUGCAGCACAUCCUCCAGGUUUGGAAGGCUGAGCAGGGGGUGAUCUCUCUGCACUGCUUCCAGAACGUCAUCCCCGUGGAGGCCUACACGCGUGAGGCCGUCAUGGUGGAUGCCAUUGGCUUGAAGAUGUUGACCAACCAGAAGCGAGGGGACUACUACGGGGUGGUGUCCACGUGGCAGUUGAAGAGGAAGAGGGAGCUGGGGGUGCACCUGCUCUACAGGGCCAUGCAGAUCUUCCUGGCUGAGGGAGAGAGGCAGCUCAGACCUCCUGAUAUCAGGGUGGGACAGUAGUGCCCCCCAGUGGGUAGAGUUGGGUACUGCACCAACAGAAAAUGAAAGCAUUUAUUGAACAAGGUGUUGACUAGUUUAAUCCAUUCAGACGAAACUUGGGCUUAAAGGUCCAUUGCAGCUGUUUUUAUCUCAAUAUCAAAUAAUUUCUGAGUAAUAAUUAAGUACCUUUAUUAUGAUUUGUUUUCAAUUACAUUUUUUUUUAAAGUAACAAAAAUAACUUCUUAGACAGAGCAAUUUCUCAAGCAAGAAUGUUGAUGGGACUGUCUAGGAGUGGUCUGAGUGGGGAGAGGAACAUUGAAAAUGGACAAAUUUACAGCCUGUUGAUGUUACCGGGCAGGUCAAAACUCCAUCCCAACAAAACAGGCUGACAGCUCUUACACUAAAAGGGCAUUAUAAUUUUCACAAUAUUAUUUCAAGCUCAUAGUGUGGGAAGUUAAUAAAACACAGGGAAACCACAUUUUUGACUGUACUGGGCCUUUUAAAGUGUAAAUGUUUUACUUAUUGAUGUAGAAGAGAUUGGCUUGUUGGAACACGGGACCAAGAUAUAGGUUAUUUUUCUAUACAUUUUUUGUGUCCAUGUCAUACCUAGGCUCAACCAGAUUCACCUUGGAGCUCAAAUGGUUGUCAUUUCACCUUUCUGUCCAUUCUCCAAUCUCCUCGCCUCCUCUAAUCCCAUCUCCUCGCCUCCUUCUCUACUCCCAUCACCUCGCCUCCUUCUCAACCUCAUUGGAAGAGAAAUUCCAAGGUCCCUCCUGUCAGACCUUCUUCUCAACCUCAUUGGAAGAGAAGUACCAAGGUCCCUCCUGUCGGUCCUUCUUCUCAACCUCAUUGGAAGAGAAGUACCAAGGUCCCUCCUGUCGGUCCUUCUUCUCAACCUCAUUGGAAGAGAAGUACCAAGGUCCCUCCCGAAGGACCUUCUUCUCAACCUCAUUGGAAGAGAAGUACCAAGGUCCCUCCCGUCGGACCUUCUUCUCAACCUCAUUGGAAGAGAAGUACCAAGGUCCCUCCUGUCGGUCCUUCUUCUCAACCUCAUUGGAAGAGAAGUACCAAGGUCCCUCCCGAAGGACCUUCUUCUCAACCUCAUUGGAAGAGAAGUACCAAGGUCCCUCCCGAAGGACCUUCUUCUCAACCUCAUUGGAAGAGAAGUACCAAGGUCCCUCCCGAAGGACCUUCUUCUCAACCUCAUUGGAAGAGAAGUACCAAGGUCCCUCCCGAAGGACCUUCUUCUCAACCUCAUUGGAAGAGAAGUACCAAGGUCCCUCCCGAAGGACCUUCUUCUCAACCUUAUUGGAAGAGAAGUACCAAGGUCCCGCCUGUCAGACCUUCUUCUCAACCUCAUUGGAAGAGAAGUACCAAGGUCCCUCCCGAAGGACCUUCUUCUCAACCUCAUUGGAAGAGAAGUACCAAGGUCCCUCCCGAAGGACCUUCUUCUCAACCUCAUUGGAAGAGAAGUACCAAGGUCCCUCCCGAAGGACCUUCUUCUCAACCUCAUUGGAAGAGAAGUACCAAGGUCCCUCCUGUCAGACCUUCUCAACCUCAUUGGAAGAGAAGUACCAAGGUCCCUCCUGUUAGACCUUCUUCUCAACCUCAUUGGAAGAGAAGUACCAAGGUCCCUCCCGAAGGACCUUCUUCUCCAAUACGUUUUUAGAAGGAGCCGAAGAGAAAGGUGAUGAAUUGAGAAAGAGACAGAAUGAGUCAUUGGAAGAAAGAGUGAUAUUGAAAGCUUGUUCACUUACCUUAGCAUCAGUUAAAUAUGAACGUCCAUUAAAUAUCAUGCAAAUACAUUGUAUUUCUUUAGCAGGAAAACCAUUAGGCUUGUAUUGUUAGUAGUAUGAUCAUUAUGUAUGUAUUUGUAGGUAAAGUCUACCACCAGAAUGAAAGCACUGAAGGAAAAAUAAUUGUGUCACAACCAAUGUAUGUCUAUGGUCAAAACACUGGGUGGAAGGAAAAACCUAUUUACACACGUUUUGAGGAUUUCCUUAUUUACCUCGGUCAAAUCAAUUACAGAUUAACUUGAUUUAACUAUUUCCCCCUUUUAACAAGUGAUAUGAUAAAUGCAUAGUUAAAAUGAAGUUACCAAACAAAUGUCAAUAUCAUUAGCUAUAUGCCUAUGCUGGUUGUGCUAUGUCAAACUGGCAAAAGUUUACAUGUUGGAAUCAUCUCAUCCACAGAAUCUUUCAACUGUCUUAUAGACUAUUUCAUCAAUGUAGCAUUAUUUUUCUUUGUUGUAUGUUAGGAUGUUCUUAUAAAAACAAAAAUAGCGAAGUAAUUGACUUGUUUGGCACCUGUCAUUUCAGUUUACCCUGACAUUUCACUGUAACAGCAUUUGGCCCAGACCUGAACAAUAAACUGUAAACGGUG